AUGUCGACGAAUGCUCCUACGAAGUCCAGUCUAGACGUGGCCGUAGAAUCGGCGUGCAAGAUGUUCCUCAGCAUGAGAAACUUGGUCAGAGUCAGGACAGACUCGAUUGCCGGAAUGAAUGGGGCUCGCGGCGUCGACGGUUUGCGCGAGCAACUCGACCUUUUAGAGACGAUUACAGACGCUACUUUGCGGACGAUACGAGACUUGAGAGCUCCGCGAGCUUGGGAGUACAUAGACGACGCGGCAGAGCUGUCUUAUUACGAUUUAUCUGUCAGAAUAGAGCGGAUGUUGGCUACGACCAGGGCCAUGCCUUCGAACAGGAUAGACGUACCGUAUGUGCGUGGUUCCAGGAAGAAUAUCGACUCGUGCGUCGCAUCAGGGCGGGACUUAAGUCCUUCAAGAGGUAUUAAGCGAAGCCAGACUAUAGCAUGCAUCCCGGACGGUGGUCGUGGUAAGAGAGUGCACAAGGAAGCUCCAAGUACGCAAGGUAAGAGGCAGGCUGUGGACUACGAUGGCGUGGAGACACGGGGCGCGAGCAAUAAUAGUGACGAGGCUCUGUUGGCGGCUGAAACCCUCGUCGCGUGCGGUAUUCACGAGGAACGGCUCGCGCAUAUAUCGGGGAUGCUCUCGGACGGGAGGAAGUGUACUGUUGAGACAGCGUGGCUAAACGUGCAUAAGGAAUGUUCAGAAGAGCAUCAGAUUGAAGAAGAUCGUGCGUUUUCAAGGCUGUUGUCGGGGUACGACUCGCCUAGAAGCGGAUACGUCGAGGAGUAUUUUGAGGAGUUCGUCGAUAGCAGUGCCACGUUCAAGCAGCAGAUGGACUGGGAUAAGGAUACAGAUGCGCUGGACAUAGACAAACGCAUCGCGCGACGCGAAGGGUUAAUCGAUCAUGUACGGGGUACGCAUGCGGCUCGGGAUCUCGUGCAUAACAUCCUUGCUACGGUGUUCCAUUUGAAACUGGCCGUAGACUGGAAUAGCAAACCGCCGGCAUGGAAGGAUAACUAUAUGGAAGCGAAAUUCGUGGAGGCGUAUAGUGACAGAGUUGAUAAGAUGAGAUUGGGAAUAUCAACACGAGAUUUUGAUAUGUGGUUUGCGGGGGAAAGAAGGAAAUUCAAGGACAGGCAGCAAGACAUUAUCACCGCACGAAACUGGACACUGGCGCUUUACAAUGAGUUUGGGUCGGCUGUACUCUUGGAUCCAAGAUGGAAUCCGUCGAGAUUUGGGAAGAGUAGUCGAAGCCAGUCAUUCGCGACGUUCCUCCCAUACCUCAUGGCCAACUUACCGAUGCGACGGGCUAUGUCUGACGAGCUCAUUAGUGGAGGUGGCGGGAAAUACAACGUCAGAUUUAUCAGCGGAAGGGGAAUGGUCAAGUAUAACGCGGGGACGCAGUCCGAUAACGACGUACUUGUGCUUACGCUGCUCAAGUAUAUCAGCAAACGGAACGAGAUCGUCGCCUACGUCGAGGCGUUCAUCGCGAAGAUGCGGAAGGUCGAGUGUAAUGUGUAG
Messenger RNA from Pleurotus ostreatus (oyster mushroom), 1506 nucleotides. RefSeq lists its product as uncharacterized. The transcript has 6 exons. The record is from RefSeq and is a predicted model, not a curated record. Lineage: Eukaryota; Fungi; Basidiomycota; Agaricomycetes; Agaricales; Pleurotaceae. Bases 1 to 1506 code for a protein of 501 amino acids.